GUUACACAUACUGGUGGUUUAAAUACAUGUAUGUUGAGCCGUUUUCAGAGACAGGGAAGAGAAAUGAAGCCCUUUGACAAGAUUAUGGUGCCCCAGGUUCCAAAAGCACGGGUGCUGUUAUGGGCAGACUUGAAACACAGUGAUAUGGAAGAGAUUGAGAAGAGUAAAUCCACUCAAGACAUUGAAAGGAUCUUGUGCCGUGCGUUAGUAGCUGAUGAGUCUCAACCAAAACAAAGAGUACUGCUGGAGUUGUACACAAAUCUGGUGCGGUUCUGCAGAGAGCAAAACUUCAACAGGGAACAAACCUCUGUUCUCAUCUCCAUUAUCAAAAAUGUGCAUCAAUUUAACACAGAAACAUCCCUCAAUAACACAGAUGACUGUUUGACCUACUGUAGUGAACUUCUGAUUUGCCAUUCAGUCAGGAGACCUCCUUUCAGCAUCGACCUCUUCAACUCGGAGCAAGUGACUCAUAUUUUAUACUAUUUCAUCAACACCUAUAUGAGGCACUAUUUUUUAUACAAGUACAUUUUUACUCCAGAGGUUCAGCUAGAUAUAUCUUUGUCAUAUACUGGAAUACCUGAAGACACUGAUAUAGAGCCAACUGCCAAGAGCCAAUCUGAAAGUCCUGCAGAUGAAGAAAGAGAAACUGAGAGGGAGACAGAAAUGGACGGAGAAGUUCAGCAAAGCUCUGAACUACCAGAAAUGAAGACCACAGAAAUCAAAAGUCCCAAUCCAGGGCUUUCAUCCAAAUCUGACCUCAGGACUAUAGUUGAAAAAGAAGUGAGGAAUGAAGUGAUGCGACUGAGCGCUCAGCUUCAACAAGAGUUAAAAAACAGCGCUGAUCAGCUCAAUAAUGCCAUCAGUCAACUGGAGACCAACAUUCAAGUUAAGAAGUAAGAGAAUAGUCUUCCGGAAAACACUCAUUUCGAAAGUAAAAACACACAAAAUACAGUAAUUAUAUAUAUAUUAUUCAUAUUUGUAUACCUGUUAAGAAUCAGUACAGUACCUUGACGAUGAACAGAUCAUGUGCUAGCUGUGAUAAAGAGCAACAUAUAAGUGGUAAAACAUUUACACAAAAUUUUGUAAAGAUUUAAAACUGGGUUACAGAACUGUAUAUUUCAAGUAUGUUAUUCUUUGUAUUUCACCUUGUUAAAUGUUCCCUUGUCCAUCUAUGGUUUAGUCUGGAAUUGUUUGUGAGGCAUAAGAAUGAUAAUAAACUCAUAUACAAUCUG
Molecule: messenger RNA, 1232 nt
Organism: Danio rerio (zebrafish)
Lineage: Eukaryota; Metazoa; Chordata; Actinopteri; Cypriniformes; Danionidae
Gene: cfap119
Product: cilia and flagella associated protein 119
Source: RefSeq, marked validated